Molecule: messenger RNA, 1240 nt
Organism: Nelumbo nucifera (sacred lotus)
Lineage: Eukaryota; Viridiplantae; Streptophyta; Magnoliopsida; Proteales; Nelumbonaceae
Source: RefSeq, a predicted model, not a curated record
GGGGUGCAGAUUUGAUCUCCUCUUGCGAUGCUACAAGCUCGAUCACACAUGAAUCACGCGUUUUUCUCAGUCUCCCUCGCUCGCUCGCUCGCUCGCUACAAAAGAAGUUCAGGAGUUCUAACCCAGUUACAGUCUUUUUUCUACAAAAUAUGGUUGUUUCUUGUCGUCUAUUCGGUUCGGUCUCCAGGGAUUUUAGAUUCUCCCCCCAUCCAACAAAGAACUUCAUCUUAGUUCCUUCAAAUCUUCCUUCCAAAUGCCAUCUCAGAUUCAAUCCCAGACUCAAAUUUCAUUUGUUCCAUAUCUUCUUCGCCAAUAACAGACCCAAAUCCCCCGUGAAAUCCCUCCACCAUGCUAAUCCCUCUAGUCACAACCAAAUUCAAUCCAUGUUCACCGGAAUUGUUGAAGAGAUGGGCGAAAUCAGUCAACUGGGUUUGACCGAGAAUGGCGGAUUUGAGAUGACGAUCUCUGCAAAAACAGUUCUUGAAGAUGUCAAUCUUGGAGACAGCAUUGCCGUCAAUGGCACCUGCCUCACAGUCACCCAAUUCGACAAGGAAGCAUCAGAAUUCUCGGUGGGCCUCUCACCUGAGACCCUCCGGAAAACCUCACUCAUUGAGCUUGUUCCCGGCUCGCUCGUCAAUCUGGAACGAGCCCUCCAACCGUCUACUCGAAUGGGUGGGCAUUUCGUUCAGGGCCACGUUGAUGGAACUGGUGAGAUUAUUUCCACGGAGCCUGAAGGAGACUCCCUCUGGGUGAAGGUGAAAACGUCACCUGAGUUGUUGAAGUUCAUCGUGCCGAAAGGGUUUAUAGCGGUGGAUGGGACAAGCUUGACCGUGGUUAAUGUGUUUGAUGAGGAGGAUUGCUUUAAUUUCAUGUUGGUUGCUUACACGCAGCAGAAGGUAGUGAUUCCUCUGAAGAAGGUCGGACAGAAAGUGAAUUUGGAGGUGGAUAUACUUGGGAAGUACGUGGAGAGACUUCUUAAAAUUGGAUUCCCAAGCUCCAUUGCAUCUCCAUGACCCAAGCUGCAUAUCUCUGGAAAGGGCUUGAUUGAACGCCAAGUGCUUCUCAUUCUUCAAUGUCUGCAAUGCUCUUCCUGGGUUCAGUCGCCUGUUCUGGAAAGGCUUAAUUUCUAGCCUUCCAGCCAGAACCACCGUCUACAUUAACUUGGUGAUUUGGAGUUGUGUCAAUUUCUAUGUUAAGUGAUUGUAAGGGUGUCAAUGGACUGGUUUUGGAGUCCAAAAUC